AUGACCCAGAGGCUGCCCGCCCCCGCAGCCUCGUGGCUUCUCUCGCCCGCCUGGAAGGGCUCACGUGGCCCCCUGCGGUUGCCCACCUCAUACCGUUUGCUCUCGAGCCAACAUGCUCCCCGAACCGUCGCCGAGUUCCUGCGUGCGGAGCCCAGUGAGAAGCUCGACGACGCCGUCGUUCACGGCUACGUCCGGUCUGUCAGGAAACUCAAGUCAGACAGGUUUCUAAAUAUUGGUGAUGGGUCCACCGUCAAGCACCUGCAGGCCAUUGUGCCAAAGACCCUUGCGAGCGAACUGAGAGUGGGCACCGCUGUGCGCCUCCGCGGCUCUUGGACACCAUCUACGGAGCACGAGAAGUUCCAAACGCAUGAACUCAAAGUUAACGAGGUCGAGGUCUUGGGGCCGUCUGACCCAGGCAACUACCCACUUCAGAACAAGUACCAAACCCUCGAGUUCCUCCGAACCCUCCCCCAUCUUCGAUCCAGAUUACCCCUCAACUCGGCCAUCAUCCGCAUGCGCUCCGACGCCGUCGCCACUCUCACUCGCUUCUUCUCCGCGAGGGGUUACACGCAAACCCACCCGCCAUUAAUAACAUCUUCAGACUGCGAGGGCGCCGGAGAGGUAUUUACCCUCUCCGCCGGCAAGCCCAAGACAAAUGAGCCCGAAACCAGUCGCAGUAGUAGUAGUAGUAGUAGCAGUAGCAAAAAGCUCAAAGAAGCGCAGCAAGAUUCCUUCUUCCGCUCACCCAAGUACCUCACCGUCUCGACCCAGCUACACCUCGAGGCGCUCGCCCAGUCUGUUGGCGAUGUCUGGACGCUCUCCCCGACCUUCCGCGCCGAGAAGAGCGAUACAUCAAGGCACAUGGCCGAGUUUUACAUGCUCGAGGCCGAGCUGACCUUCGUCGAGGACAUGGAAACCGUCAUGAGCCUCGCUGAGGACAUGAUCCGCGACCUCGUCGAGAACCUCGCCACAAACUCUUCAGCGGCGCAGGAAAUCCUGUCCGCCGCAAACAGGGUCAAGGGCGACGUAGAGUCUAUAAUAGGCCCCGCCCAAGAACUCCAAUCUCGCUGGGACGGGCUGAGGGCCAGCGCACCCAAGUGGCCCCGCAUCACUUACACCGAAGCCAUCAAGCUGCUCCAGGCAGCCGAAGAGCAGGAGCCCGGCCGCUUCGAGAACAAACCCGUUUGGGGCGUCUCGCUCCAAGCCGAGCACGAGCGAUUCCUCGCCACGGCCGUCUCAGAACUCAAAACGCCCGGCUACCGCACGCCCGUCUUCGUGACGCACUACCCCCGGGACAUCAAGGCGUUUUACAUGCUCGAGUCGCACAGCAGCAGCAGCACCACCACAAACAACGGUGACGUCGCAAGCAGUAACACUAACGCAGAUGCAAAAGUGACAGGUGGUCCUACGGUGGACUGCUUCGACCUGCUCGUCCCCGACGUGUGCGAGAUUGCCGGCGGGUCGAUGCGUGAGCACCGUCUGGACUACCUGCUUGAGGCGAUGCGGAGGAAUGGCAUGGAGACACCAGCGAGCACGGCGAAGCCCGGCAGGAGUACUAGUAACCUGGACUGGUACGUCGAUCUGAGACGGUGGGGGUCGCCUCCUCAUGGCGGGUUCGGUCUCGGAUUCGACAGGUUGUUGGUGUAUCUUGUGGGAGCGCAGAAUGUCAAGGACAUGGUGGCAUUCCCGCGGUGGUUUGGCCGCUGCGAUUGCUAA
This is a messenger RNA of Scedosporium apiospermum, 1716 nucleotides long. Its product is annotated as Asparaginyl-tRNA synthetase. Bases 1 to 1716 code for a protein of 571 amino acids. NCBI's taxonomy places the organism in Eukaryota, Fungi, Ascomycota, Sordariomycetes, Microascales, Microascaceae. Gene Ontology annotation, biological process: asparaginyl-tRNA aminoacylation. The transcript is spliced from 3 exons. The record is from RefSeq and is a predicted model, not a curated record. Gene Ontology annotation, molecular function: asparagine-tRNA ligase activity; ATP binding. Gene Ontology annotation, cellular component: mitochondrion.